Penicillium longicatenatum is the source of this 414-nucleotide messenger RNA. RefSeq lists its product as uncharacterized. The transcript has 2 exons. NCBI's taxonomy places the organism in Eukaryota, Fungi, Ascomycota, Eurotiomycetes, Eurotiales, Aspergillaceae. The record is from RefSeq and is a predicted model, not a curated record. Bases 1 to 414 code for a protein of 137 amino acids.
AUGGGUAACUCAACCCCUCAGGAGGCCGCUCCAGCUUAUGAAGAGCUGUACGAGCAACGUCCUUCGAAUCCUAUGACGGGAUACUCCCAUGUCUCCGUCGCAGAUGAAAAUGACGACAUUGAGCACCGGGGACACGAACAUCAUCUCGAUUCCAACGAUGCGCCCGUCCUUCAUCUGGCUUCUCAGAAUGAGGAGCUGGUUCACUUGCACUGUGAGGAAUGUGAUCGCCGGCAAGAACGUCGGGAGCGGCGGAAGAGUAGUCAGAAUUGUUGUAUGAUGGUGUCGGCGACGUUUAUCGUUAUUAUCUUCUUGCUGUGUCUCUUUGGGCUUCGGUUGAUUGCGGAGCUUCAUAAGGAAGGGAAUGGGAAGCAUGCUCGAGACUUCCCGGGGGAUGGUCAUAUCUUGGGGAACUGA